UCAGGGGUUAUACGUAAUAGCUGCACGUGGCCUCGGUGUUCAUCUCCGUCACAUUGGCCCUUAAGCUUUAACAACAAAAAUUCCGCUAAGGGCGGCUCCGGCGAAAGCACACAAAACGAGUGGCCAGAAGAGAGGUCAGUUUCGGAUGGAGAUAUAUUCUUAAUUGUUCUGUGUUCAUGUGUAAUUCUGUAUAUUGCUCUUUGGUGGUGACUGCUGUUGUGUUUCAGGCGCGUGAUGUGCGGGCGUGAGUGAGGGCUUCCUACAACACGCUCCCUGUGCUCUGCCAACCAACACAUGCUUUGCUUCUGCCCCAUCCACCACCACCACCAUCACCUAUCCGUCGAAGAAACAGCUCCCCUCACCCCACAAGGACUCAUGCAUAAGAACAUAAGAAGGUAAGGAGUCUUCAAGAGGCCGACUUGACGGAAACACCUCCAAACUUCCCCACCACCAUCACCACCUCGACCCUCAGGGAACACCUUGCACCUCGGGCUGCCCACACCUGUAGGAUGUAAACCCCACCCGGCCCCGCUCACCCCGGCCUUGGUGGCCUUGGUGGUGAUGACCUUGGCAAAGGUUGAGACCCUUGUGACCCGCCUCAGCGCCGCGUAGCCAGUGUUGAAGGAACAAUGUUCAAGGGCUCACAACCCUCGGUGGCGGCGGCGGUGGCGAAGGGGGUGAACCCAAGACUCCUGAGGGUGGUGAAGACCCGCCCCGCGUCGCUGGUCACCUCCGUGAGAUGGCGGACAUUUUGAGCCGCCCCUGCACGUCCCCCUGACCGACAUGCGGGACGCGGGCGGCGGGCCGAGGCGGGAGCGUUCUCCUGAGGGUGAAAGCUCCCGAACAACCUCCCGGCGAACCUCGGAGUCGGAAAACGAGAACGAGAGCAAUGUUAGCGAGACGCCGCAGCUCACCCAGCGAGACCCUGAGACCAUGCUGGAGACCUACAAUGCCGAGGACUUCGUGGACGGGGAUGUUGAGGAGGAAGAAGAGGAGGAGGAGGAGGAAGAGGAGGAAGACGCUUUGGAGCUGGUGGUGGAGACGCUGACGGGCGUGUCCUACCGCGUCAGGGUAUCUCAGUGGGACACCGCGGCGGGCCUCAAGGACCUCCUCUAUCGCACGCAAGGCAUCCAGCCCAGCUACCAGCACCUCCUCCUGGGCGACCGCGAGUUGCUGGACGACGCGUGCCUCAUCGACCAGCAGGUGACGGACGGCUCGACGCUGCGGCUGGUGCUGGCAGUGCGCGGCGGGCCCAUCAACGCCCGCCGCCUUCAGACCCACGAAGAUCAGUUCCUGCGUGAGCUCAGCGACUACAUGGACUCCAACAGCCAGGAGGGCGUGGAGGGCGUGGGCGGCGGGCGGACGAUGACGCUGCUGCUGUACCGCGACGAGGACAACGUCGUGGUGUAUCGCAUGGUGGACAACAAGGACGGCACCUACUCCCCCCUCAACGAGUCCUGGGGCUCCUCCGGCAGCGGUGGUCGUGGCGGCGGGGCGGACAACACGUCGCCGCGCACAACCCAGCCGACGGAGGAGGAGCGGCGCACGAUGGCGCGAAUGGCGGAGUUGCGCGCGCAGAUGGAUAAACUCAAGCUGCGCAAGAAGAAGAAGAAGAGGAAGGUUGUGACGGGCAGCAAUCAGACGUCUCUGAGCAGCAGCCUCAGAUCGGUGCCCGGACGCCUGGAUGACGCCUUCACGCCGCGCCUGGACUUGGGGGAAAGCGGGGGCCUGUCGGGCGGGGGCGGCUCUCUACAGACGCCGAGGAAGCGCAGCGGCGGCGUGAAGCGGCUGGUGGGCGUGAGGCGGGGGUCGCGGCCCACCACGCAGGAGCGUCUGGAGUACCUCAAGUCGAGCCACGGCCGGCCGAUGCUGCGGGAGCUGCCCAUGGCCAACCCGCCCGUGCCUGUAGACUUCUCGCGCCGCAAGCCCCUGGAGGCCAUCCGUUCCCAGGUGGGCCGCGGCCGCCUCGAGGCUGUGGACGAGUUACGGGGCAAGGGGAGCACACCGAAGACAGGGGGGCGGCAGUCCCGCGCGUCGACAAGCACGCAGCACGAGGCCUGGCCCUCGCGGGACGCCCCCAAGCCGCCCCUCCACAUGCUGCCGGAGAUUCCCCCCAGCAAGCACAGUCGCUACGACCACGACCGCCUCAACCACUCUCACAACCAGGAGCUGCUGCGGCCCCCGCGGCACACGGCGAGUCGCCGCCCCAAGACCUCCCCCGAGGUGCUGGAGCGGAUGCCCGGCACGCUGAGGGACGGCGCGGGGGAGCGUUUUACGCUACGGCAACCUGACGACCGCCUACGGGAGCUGUGCUCGAUCCUGGAACCUUCUCGAGGCAGCGAGUCACGGCAGUCCCAGCGGCUCGGAAGCUCCCCUUCUGAGGGUGUACUACCCCCGCUUAACCUGUCCUCCAGCCUUACGGGGGGGGCCCCGCCCCCUCGCAGCCACAGAAGUAACUCAGUGGUGUCCCUCUCUCGGGCUUCACUCCGCACGCGCGGGGCCACGCCGCCCUCCCCUGGCCAGGGCGCCUUGGUCACCUCGGGUUCACGUGAGCGACGGGACGCCCUGCGGAGUCUCAUGCGUAGCCAGGGUGGGGUUACGUCCCGGCCAAACAGCGGCAGAACGGCGCCAGCCCCGGCACUUCUGCCUCCAGUCACGCCCAAGCGCCGCAAGGCCCACAGGAAGCCACGCUGCGAGCAGUGUUCGCGCCGCCUGGGUCUGUCCAGCACCUACGAGUGUCGGUGCGGCGGCGUGUUCUGUGCCCAGCACCGCUACGCCGAGGAGCACACUUGCACCUUCGACUACCGCGGGACGGGGCGCGCGAUGCUGGCCGUGGCCAACCCGCUGGUGGCGCCCAACAGGGUGCCCAAGAUGUGAGGACGCGGCGACCCUGGGGACGAGAAAGAAAAAAAAGAGAG
Eriocheir sinensis (Chinese mitten crab) is the source of this 2918-nucleotide messenger RNA. Its product is annotated as AN1-type zinc finger protein 4-like. The transcript has 5 exons. Gene Ontology annotation, molecular function: zinc ion binding; protein binding. NCBI's taxonomy places the organism in Eukaryota, Metazoa, Arthropoda, Malacostraca, Decapoda, Varunidae. The record is from RefSeq and is a predicted model, not a curated record. The coding region runs from base 784 to 2877 and encodes 697 amino acids.